AUGGCCAUGAGAAGGCACAGGUCAUCAAGCGGUUUCGCCUUGUGUGUCCAGUAUUUUGAAGAAGCCCAUAGCGGGAUUGGGCCUGCCGAGGCAUGUCUGAACGCGGACAUCAUUUCCGCGGAAGUGGACGUCCGCGAGCCAGGGCUUGACCUAAAUUGUCGCGGACACUGGCGGACACCUGGCGGACACCUGGCGGACAAGGCGCCCAAGUGUCCCGAGGCGGCCUAUGCCGAGCCCGUGUUCCAGGGGAGCAUCCGCAAGCUCCGGGCCGAAGUCGCCGACGAGCUGAAGUUCCUCACCGGCCUGGGCCCGCUGGCCGCCGCAGUGCAGGCUCCGGUCUUCGAGCGUUUCGGCCUGCCACGCGGCCAGCGCGGUGUGAUCCUCAUGAAGCUUGCCAUUCGGCUGAUCUCGACGUGGAACCCCGAGGUAAAGACUUUGGCAGGGGAUCUGCGCGAGAUGCUGUGCCUUCCCCGCGAGGAGGAGGACAUCACUUCCACCAUUAAGAAGGCGGAGGAUGGCUUGAUGCAGCUGGAGAGUCAGAUUUCCAAGGCGCCACUGGACGUUCGUGGGCCGCUUGCCGAGGCCUUGCUGCUGCCGUACAAAGCCAGCCCCUUGGAGAUCGCCAAGGCAGUGCCUCGCCUCCACAAGCGGGCCGAGGAGCUGGCAGAACAUCACCUGGCCCGAGGUCGUGAGUCGGUCGUCGGCGAGGGCAAGCUUCUCCGCGCGGAGGAAGCAGAUGGUGCCAGCGAUGAGCAGCUGAAGAGCAAGCUGUUGGACCUCUUCGAGCGUUACCUGCAGAAGAUGCUGAGCCGCGUGAUUACCCCUCUGGACACAUUCACGAAGCCGCCGGAGGCCUUCGGCUGCUCGUGGGCGCAACAGUUAGUCUCCCGCGGGACAGUCACGGAACUUUGGGGUCCCUGCCUUGCAAGGCAAGUGCCUGACAAAGACUGGCUGGGGCUUGGCGUAGGGGUCACGGUCCUCGACGACACGGUCGACGCUGCGGUCGUCGCCAAGGCCCGGAUGGAGCUGGCGGCCCUGGAGGAUGCAGGACAAGUGACGCCUUCCAAGGAUCCCUGCAAUGUGGGAGCUCGAUCAGUGUGGCUUCACUUUGAGAGCCCGGAGGAGACGCAGCAGACGCCCCCGGCCUUGCGCUCGCUCUGCGAGCAGCUGCUGGGCCUUCCAGAUGCCCUCCUCCGGGCUGCCGCAUCCUGCAGCCCCAACGACUCGGUGGUUGCCCCGAGACUCCGUGUGCAUCCGCACAUCAUGGCUGCCACCUACCGCCAUGGGGCGGAGUACCACUGUCACAAGGACAGCUACAGCGGUACGGACAACCAACGUAUGGUCACGGUCCUGCUCUACUUGAACGAUGAUUGGCGCCCAGGCGACGGCGGGGAACUGCGCGUCUACGGUGACAAGCUGGACGAAGACGCCGCCCAAGCGCCGGAAGGCCUGCGAAAGGAGGCCGCGAGCAUGCCCGACAUGGACCGAUUUGUGGACAUUGCGCCACUGAGCGGGCGCAUUGUCAUGUUCCGAUCUCGCGAUGUCUGGCAUGCAGUGCGACAGCCUCGAGAGCAGCGCUGGGCCAUGACUCUCUGGAUCAUGGCCGAUUAG
This is a messenger RNA of Symbiodinium natans, 1611 nucleotides long. Lineage: Eukaryota; Dinophyceae; Suessiales; Symbiodiniaceae. The record is from the annotation of a GenBank genome assembly.